Coprinopsis cinerea okayama7#130 is the source of this 2010-nucleotide messenger RNA. RefSeq lists its product as hypothetical. The transcript is spliced from 4 exons. The coding region runs from base 1 to 2010 and encodes 669 amino acids. The record is from RefSeq and is a predicted model, not a curated record. NCBI's taxonomy places the organism in Eukaryota, Fungi, Basidiomycota, Agaricomycetes, Agaricales, Psathyrellaceae.
AUGUCUUCUGCACAAUCCAACACUCACAACGAGUCAGAACCCCACGAGGGAGCGCAUGCACCCGACGUGGACGCUCUCCUCUCUUUCCUCCGUGCGGAGAUGGAAGAAAGAGAAGAAAAACCCUCCCCUCUCGCGAUGCUGCCUCCAGAAAUCCUCCGCAAGGUGUUCUUGGAGUACAAGUACAGCUGCCCGAUGAUGAAAUUUGACACCUCACUCCUCCGCGUCCAUUCCAUGACGGCGACCAAGACACCGACGGUCACGACGAUGGCGUUCAAGACGCUGCUCCCUUUUGCCCAUCAUGCUGUCCUUGACCAGUCUUCUAUCGACGGCGGCCAGGGCAGCUUUGGCUACCCGGGCCCCUGUAGCCAUGGUUGUGCAGAGUCCGGUUACUGUGAACACGGCGUUUACGACGGCGGUGACUACCAUGAAAACUGGGUCCACAGCCUUCCCCGGUACGCCAGUGAUGAUAACGACGAUGAUGACAGUAGCGUAGAAAGCAACGACUCAGGCGACGGUGGCGGCAGCAGCGACGAAAGCGACGAGAUCUAUCAAAUGCCAGAGCCCAAAAAGACCAACAGCCCGGCCUGGAUGAACCUCACCCAUGUAUGUCGCUAUUGGAGGGCGACGGCAAUCCAUUAUCCCCGCCUAUGGUCUACCAUCUUCGCCGAUAACCCUCGCUGGGGAAUGGAAAUGCUGGACAGGGCGAAGGUGUCCCCUCUCGAGCUUCUGGUCCAUCCCUACCUCAAAGACCCAAUCAAGGACCGCGUCCUCUCACUUCUGACCGAACCCGCUCGCCUGGAAUACCUCGCCAUUGUCUGUGGCGGCAGCGACAAGUUUGCCAGGGAACGCCUGGAAGAGCUACGUUCGGCGGAGGCACCCCUCCUUCAUACGCUCUAUAUCCAUCGAUAUUCCAGGUUUUAUGAUAACCCCACCACUAUCCAGUUCGAGGAUGACAUCUUAGGGAUGGGCACUCCCCGGCUGACAACGCUCGCCCUCUAUGAAUUCGAGGUCUCUUGGACGUCUCCCCUCCUGUCAGAGAACAUCACCACUCUUGAACUAUCUACCUGGGGCGACGGACGUCCUCCCCCCUGUCCCGAAGAGUUCUUCGGUGCUUUGGAAAGGAUGCCCAAUCUUGAAACCCUGCACAUCCGCGUCAACUUGCCAAGAAUCCCUUUACGAGACCGACCGAUCCGGGCCACUGCACGUGGCAUGAAGCAGCCAUAUUGCUUGAACAUCUGGCACUCCCUCCUUCCUGCCCCCUCCGGGUACCCGGCUGGAUCCCUCGGGGGACCCCCGAUCGAACACUAUGCGUACGACAACGCCGGGGCGAUGCCAUCCUUGCUCAUCCAAUUCACUCCGUCCUAUGCUCCGCACGACGAUGAAUCGCAACUGAUACAGGCGGGUAUCGAAGAUUUCGAACUGAGUCGGAUUAACACCAGCAUCGCUCGUGUCCUGAAGAACCUCGACACGACAAAGGUUGUCGCCGCUGACGCCCAAUCGGCUGCAUUUUUCGGUUGCGUCGAUGAACUCCCAUCUGUCGAGACCCUCUCCCUCACCACCGAACACGCUGCCCGCCACUUCUUCAAGCUACUCCUGGACAACAAGGAGGACCCGUCCCUCUUGCUCACGUAUCCGAAGCUCACACGCUUGGAGUUCCGUGGUGUGUUCUUCCCGCGUCGCCGGCGGACGUUGUUCAAGGAUUUCUUGGUCCACAAGCAGGCACUGGGAAAACCUAUUGAAUCCCUUCAUUUUUCCACCUGCCCCGGAGCUGAGCGCGGAGACAAAUUCGUCAAGAAGUUGAAGAAUAUAGUUCCGGAUAUUGGAGUGGAUAAGCGAUGGGAUCCUCAUUAUUACUUCGGUGAUUGGUCCCUGGCGAACGACUACAAGGAAGGACCCACCCGGUGUCCCAGUAAGGCGGACGAGUCGGGAACCUUUAACCCUCUCGACGAAGAGGGUUAUGUGGUCAAGAACUGCGUGUUUGCUGGUGAUGUAUCGCGUGACGGCUCUUAG